Messenger RNA from Colossoma macropomum (tambaqui), 3292 nucleotides. It is a transcript of the gene lysmd1, whose product is annotated as LysM, putative peptidoglycan-binding, domain containing 1. The record is from RefSeq and is a predicted model, not a curated record. NCBI's taxonomy places the organism in Eukaryota, Metazoa, Chordata, Actinopteri, Characiformes, Serrasalmidae. The coding region runs from base 1321 to 1959 and encodes 212 amino acids. The transcript is spliced from 3 exons.
AUAAAGGGGAGAUCGGCCACUGGUUGUUAAGCGAAUGGGAACACAUCAUGGCGUCUAUUUAGGAGGAAAGUCCCGCCCUUCUGUAAAAAGAGCCAAUCGGCUUGAUGGUUAAGAAGGAAGCAGGAAAAGCGCCCUUUGUUGUGGAGAUAUGCGCACGCGCGUUAGGUAGACCAAGCUAGAAAAUAAGCGUGUUUUUGUGUGUUGUUAAAGCCAAACGAUAUAAACUGUUUAUGCUGUUUUUGCCAGACUUUAAUCAUUUCAAAUAUGUUUGUGUAACAUUAAUGUGGGUUGUAGUUUCGGGUUUAUAGGUCUCUCCCUAUUCAAAGAGAUAGGAGUCUGGUCUUGUAUGAGUGGAAGUAACUGACCGGGCCGUCGAGUGGGCAGACUUUCCUAUAAGGACUUUGGCAGGGUGGAACCAUGGCAACGCCAGAUUAGUUUAGUGAGCGCAUUAGGCUAAUGGCUAGUCCGCUCAACCGCAACAAACUAAAAUGAGCGACACUGUUAUUUAGCCUGACCAAUCAGAUAGCUAGCUGGUAUUGCUUAUUAUAUGCUCUUUCCGAAAUACAUCUGAAAGACGUUGAGACCCGUCCCAGGUGACGUUUAAGGAGCGAAUUAUUCAUCAGGUUUAACACGAGUUAAACAGACCAGUGCCCGUUAGCUAGCUAAGCUAAGCUACGCACGCCAAGCUAUGUUGAUAUGUUGUACAAGUUAGGCAGCUGAUACGGAGCGUUAUCUUAUUAGCUCGUGUGCUUCCUGCUACACAGACAGCGUCCGUUUCGUCAGUGCGUUAUAUAAAUUGUGUUGUACACAACUGCAACAGUACGAUGUGCUGUUUAUUUACUUAGCUAGCUACAGUGUGUAGUUAUGCACUGGUUAAUGCAAGUACUGUGUACUCUUCUAACUAACUUAAUUUACUGUCAUUGCGGUUCCUUGGCUAGUAAGCUAACUAACGUUAGAGCCCUGGCUAGUGUUAUCUGUUAAACUGAAAUGUAGUACAACAAGUCAUGAAGAUAAUGAUAUAGUUGCUAACGCUAGUAACUUUUCCCUGUUUAGAUGGGUGAGGUGUCGGCAAGACUUAAAAUCUAACCUACUGUAGCUAACGUUAGCUGGUCAGUAACGUUAGUCUCAUAUUUGGCAGUGAAGUAGUUCUACUACCCGCUUUUUGCUGGGCUAGCUAGGUAAGUUAGACAGCUAACUUUACAAUACAAUAGAAAUCGGUAUGUGGCAGCCAUCCUGUUGUUUCACUUGCUAAGAUUCGUCAUACUCAGACGGAUAAUCUUCCGCCUGCUGGAGAGUCAGCAGUCAUAUACAAAGCUCGCCAUGUCCUCGGACCGAGUAUCGUCCCUGACUGGGGCACACGGGCUCCUUCGCGGGCAGCGUACAAAGUCCUAUGGGAGUCUGGUGACUUCCUCCUUAUCACCAGUCAGGCAAAAACGAAUUGAACAUCAAGUUCAACCCGGAGAUACUCUACAAGGAUUGUCACUGAAAUAUGGCGUGUCUAUGGAGCAAAUCAAACGGGCAAACAGACUGUAUACCAACGAUUCAAUAUUCCUGAAGAAGUUCCUCUCCAUCCCUGUGCUGACAGAGUCCCUGUCGUUUACUAAUGAGAAUGAGUUACUGCAAGAAGUGUCAAAUCAAGAAGAGCGUAUUUCACAGCAUCAGGUUCCUGCUGGGAAUGGCCAAACAGACUCUGAAAGUCAAGAAGUGCCAUCAGAUCUUUCUCCAUCGGACUAUUUUAAAAGGAUGGAUAGUUUGAUUGAUCAGUCAAAACAAGCAGCCAUAAAAACAUGUCAAGAGGGAGAUAAACAGUUUUCUUCAACGGAACAGCUCCGUCACAGCACCCAAGGCUCAAGUGUCUUUUCCCAGGGUCAGCAGGCCGUGCUGGGGGCUGUGCCUCUCACCAUCACCAAACGUACCAAGAAACUGAGGGACAGAGAGGAUGAGAUCUUUCAGCUCUGACACUGGCAGUUUAGUACAGUUGUCUGGUUUGUGUCCUAUUUUUGAUUAUGCAGGAGGGUGGAUGAUUUGAGGAUGUCUAAUUUCAUGCCUUCUGAAAUAUUGCUGAAAUGGUGCUGUAUGUUGAAUGUCUGGACUACCAGGAUCUAUGCACUUGAUGGCUGAUUGGUUGUGUUGUGGAAAUGAUGUGCACUGAUACUGUACUGAAUGUGCCACUGUGGCCUUAGGUCAUGCUGUCUUGGCACUCUGGCCUGUUGCCUGCUAUUGGCUGCAUUACAGUACGUACUGUACACCAGUACUACUUCUUUUUUUCUAUUCGCUCCCCUCUAUUCUCAAUGUCCCUUUUUUCCCUUUUAUCUUCGGAUUUGGCCAUCAGAACCUGUACCUCACAAAAAUGUAUCUGAUUUCAUAACGAACAUAAAAUAAGGCUAUACUUACAAGGCAACAUUAUUUUGCGUGAACUGAUUUUGUGGGUUUAAAUGCACUGUUGACACACAACCUUUCACUGUAAACACUACAUUGAUAUGUGAAUGGGGUUAAAAUUCAAAGGUUAAGGAAAACAUCUUAAAUCUACCUUUAUUCCCUAAGCACGUUUACUGUUCUGUUCCCUAUUGUUAUGUGCUUUUUUUUGGGUCACGUAGCUGCUAGACUGCCAGGGGAGUAUUUGACAAAGCAGGAUUUCUCAUUUAGCUAAAUUUAAGCCAAAAAAUGUUAGCUGUCUAAUGGGAAAAUGGGUAAAGAGCAUUCUCAGCUCACUGAGAAAUCCAGCUUUGUGAAAUACCCCACUGUUGUCAACAUUUCUAAUCAGACCUUCCAUAUCUCCAAUGCUCUUGCCAUCUCUGUAAUUAUGAAUUAGCAGUGAAUACACUAACUAUUUUAUUUUAUUUUAUUUUAUUUUUGCAGGGAAUUGACAGACUGGUUAUUACUGCUUGGCAAUCAACUUGCAUAUAGUUUACAAGUUUCCUGUUGCUUUCGCAUGUGGUGUUCUAUUUAUUUGGUGCUUGCUGUUUAGCAGGCACGUAAGUUUAAAAAGGUGUGGCCAAUACAGACUUGACUGUUUUGUAUGUGUAAGCUCUGGAAUUCAGUGAGAAUGUUCAUGAACAGCAGUGCCUCCUCCACAAGUGGAGUCAGAGUGACAGGUUUUUGUACUGGCUGAUGACCCAUUCACUGCCAAAGGGAAUUUCUCAAGAUGAAUACAUUGUGAUGUGCGUGUGUGCUGAGCUUACAUUUUUAACAAUGUAUUGCCAUACACAAAUGUGAAAAUGUAAUAGUACGUACAACACAGACACAAAUGAACAGUUGAUGAUGAAUAAAUGCAGUGUUGUGCACAAAAACA